Molecule: messenger RNA, 2052 nt
Organism: Rattus rattus (black rat)
Lineage: Eukaryota; Metazoa; Chordata; Mammalia; Rodentia; Muridae
Gene: C17H19orf53
Product: chromosome 17 C19orf53 homolog
Exons: 3
Coding region: 1-333 (110 amino acids)
Source: RefSeq, a predicted model, not a curated record
AUGUUCCUAGGCACCAGCCUUGAGCCUUUGCGUCCCACUCUAGCCAAUGACGUCCUGCGACUUCCGGCUCUCGUUGCCCCGCCUCUUCCGGCUUUCGGUGGAACAUGGCGCAGGGACAACGCAAGUUCCAGGCGCAGAAACCUAAAAGCAAGGCGGCGGCGGCGGAGCGGAGCCGUGGGCCGCGGAAAGGCGAGCCUGGAAGUAGGGAUCCGGAAGAAAAUUGAGCAUGACGUGGUGAUGAAGGCCAGCUCCAGCCUGCCUAAGAAGCUUACGCUGCUGAAGGGAGCAUCAAAGAAGACAGGGGCCACCACCCCUGGCAAGACACCAUCCUGAAGGCACUGGGACUUUGCAGGUGACCCCACAGGCUGGCUGGACUUGAGGGAAGAUCCUGCUCCAGACCUGUUGGCCCCUGGAACAGCAAUGGGCAGGCAGUGGCAAAGCCCCAGGCUAGCUCCCCAGUGCUGAAGAGCGCUCCGCUCCCUCUGCUGCUGUGACGGGGUCUGGCUGUUGUCUCUCCAUCAGGGCAGUGCAGAGAGUGUUCAUGACUAGAUGGUAAUACUCUCUCCCUAGGUGCUGGGCCCCCACCCCAGUCAUCUAAUGUCAGCCAUCAUUGUCUGUAUCUCCAGUGAGGCACCACCUCCUCCUGUCACACCAGUAAUCAGAGCCACUUGGGGACGCUCCAGUGAUACCCAAUAAAGCUGUGUGCACAGAGGCUAUGUGCCGUUCCUGUGCUUUCCUGACCUUGAGGGACUCACACCACUGUAGUCACUCAGACCUGCUGGACUACAUGUUGAUCGUGUCAUAUGCAGGGUGCUUGACCAGGUGGCAUCUUCCGUGGUGUGGCCCUGGGGCAAGCAUUGAGUGUGCUGCUGGCCUAUCCCUUUGUGCCCGGCUAAGGAGUUCACCCACUAAGGAGCAGAAACUUGCUGGGUCACCAGUGACUGCCCAGUGUUGGUCAGGAUUUACUGUUGAGACGGCCUAGUGCUCCCGGGCUGGCUUCUGACUCACCUUAGCCAGCUACUGGGGAUCUGAUCCACUUGGUGUGUGCUAAGCAAGCACCUGAGACACACCCGGUGCACUUCGAGAGCACAGGAAGGACCUGCUGGGCUUUAGUCAUACCAGGACACAGUUGCGGUCCUACGAGGCAGGGCUCCCUUAGAGGCUGGGUUGUUACUGCCUCCGCUUCUGGCUUGUGAUGGGGUAGUGUCCGGGCAUGCAGCUUCCUGCCAGACCAACCUUCUGGCUGCCUCACCACAGAUCUAGAAGAGUGGAUACAACCCCCAGAACCAUGAGCUCAUCAGUGGCCUGAGUUGGGUUUAACUUGGUUCUCAGACAGGGUCUCCCUGUGUAGACCAGACUGGCCUCAAACUCAGACCUGUACCUGCCUCUGCCUCCUAAGUUCUGAGAUUAAAAUGCCUAAGGGCCUGUGUAAUUUUUCUGUAUGUUGUCUAUGUGCACAUGAGUAUGGGUGCCCAAGGAGGCAAGAGGCACCCCAUCAUCUAAGGUUAGAACCCGGCAGUUGUGAGCUACCUUACAUGGGUGCAAAGAGAGGUGGGAGCUGUCACCUGCUGGGCUCUCUGGCUGUCAGGUGUUUAUGAUAGUAACACUAGGAUGGCUGGGCGUGGUGGUGCAUGCCUUUAAUCCCAGUGCUCAGGAGGCAGGGCCGUCGGAGCUCUGAGUUCCAGGCCAGCCUGGUGUACAGGGAAUUUCCGAGCCAUUUGAGUUAUAUAGACCCUGUGGAAAACAACAGAAGCUUAGCCGUCUGUCGACUGGACUAGUGGACCUCAGCUCCGGGUACGCAGCGGCACUCGCAGAAGAGUGAUGCAGGAGUAGUGGCUGGGUAACGACCACCUGACCGAACGCACCAUGGAAACCCUGAUGGAAGGAACAGCCUGCAGGAACGCCUCUCCAGUGCCUGCACUGGAAAGCUCCAAUCAAGCCUUCCCAUGUGCCCCAAACAACAGGCUGGUGACUUGAACAGAGCUCUCUGGCACUGUGACACCACUUAGUCCCUAUCAUGUAAGCAAAUCCAAUAAAUGCCUUCGUAUUAUA